AAUUGAAUAUAUAAAGAAAGUUUGACUCUUGGAUUAUAAACUCUCUCGACAGUAAAUUGAUCCCAAGAUCUCCCUAGAGACUUUGAAGCACACUGCAGGGAAAAUGGAGGCCACCCUCUGGACUCCAUUGCUAUGUCUCCUCUCGCUCAUGGCAAUCUUCACCAGCACUCGCGGCGGCGGCGAUCCCCUCGACCUCAACGGCAACAUCACCUUACGGUGGGACGUCAUGUCGUGGACGCCGGAUGGUUACGUGGCAUUAGUCAACAUCGCAAACUACCAGCAAUAUCGGACGGUGAUGGAGCCCGGUUGGAGACUCCAGUGGACGUGGGCGCGGAAGGAGGUCAUAUGGAGCACGGUCGGGGCACGCCCGCUGCACCGAGGAGAUUGCUCUUCGUUCAAGGGUAACAUGCCCGCAUCCUGCAUGCGCAGCCCGACCAUCGUCGAUCUGACUGCUGAUGUGCCCUUGACGGACCAGAUCGCGGGCUGUUGCAAGGGGGGAGUCCUGUUGACCCAGCUCCAGGAUGCUCGGAAGUCAACGGCGGAGUUCCAGAUCGCCGUGGGGAAUGCAGGGACGACGAAGAAGACGGUACAGAUGCCCAAGAACUACACUCUGACCGUGCCGGGCGGCCGGUACUCUUGCUCGACCGCGAAGAUCGUGCGGCCCACCCAAUUCUUGUCCCCAGAUCGGAGGAGGAUCACUCAAGCCUUGAUGACGUGGCAGGUGGUGUGCCGCCACACUCCGCCGCGAGGGUACAAGCCGCCGUGCUGCGUGUCCUUGUCCUCCGAUCGUGGGCUGAAGAUCCCGUGCGGUACGUGCGCGUGCAAUUGCAAGCCCUCCGACGCCAGGUCGUGCGCUCCGAAAUCGCCGGUCCAAUGCACCAACCACAUGUGCCCGGUCAGCAUAAAUUGGCACUUGCUGUCCAGAAGCAAAGGAAGCGUUCGGUGGUUUGAGGUGUCGAUAUCGAACCUGAAUCGCCGCGCAAAUUACACGGAUUGGAUCCUCAUGAUUCAGCAUCCGGUGGCACAAAAGUUUGCUAGUGCCGACACAAACUACUGGUCGCUGCCGCCCAAGCUUGGGAGCAUGGAAGUGGUGUGGGGGAUCAAACACUACAGUCGAGGGCUAGGGCCGCUCGGAAGCGGUCGUUCCACGGCGAAGUUCGAAAUAAGUUACGAAGGAAGUCCUGGGAAAUGGAACUUCUCAAGCAAUGUUUUCUUCAACGGCGAUCGAUGUGCCAAUCCGCCUCUACCUCGAUGAGGCUCAAUCCUCGACGGGAAUGCAUCUUGUUUUUUCUAAUCCGGGACUAUGUUUUU
This is a messenger RNA of Rhodamnia argentea, 1311 nucleotides long. Its product is annotated as COBRA-like protein 5. Gene Ontology annotation, biological process: plant-type cell wall cellulose biosynthetic process; cellulose microfibril organization. The transcript is spliced from 5 exons. The record is from RefSeq and is a predicted model, not a curated record. Gene Ontology annotation, cellular component: plasma membrane. Lineage: Eukaryota; Viridiplantae; Streptophyta; Magnoliopsida; Myrtales; Myrtaceae. Bases 104 to 1255 code for a protein of 383 amino acids.